Messenger RNA from Dinoponera quadriceps, 2779 nucleotides. It is a transcript of the gene nkd, whose product is annotated as protein naked cuticle homolog. Gene Ontology annotation, biological process: negative regulation of Wnt signaling pathway. Gene Ontology annotation, cellular component: cytoplasm. Gene Ontology annotation, molecular function: calcium ion binding. The coding region runs from base 414 to 2081 and encodes 555 amino acids. The record is from RefSeq and is a predicted model, not a curated record. The transcript is spliced from 5 exons. NCBI's taxonomy places the organism in Eukaryota, Metazoa, Arthropoda, Insecta, Hymenoptera, Formicidae.
UCGAGACGUAGUCGCGGCCGAACCACGAGACGAGCGUGUGUAUAUUCUCGGGUGAAAUGGCCUAUCGAGUGCGUCCGCUGCCCCAAUGCGCAAUGUUCCCGUGCAACGUGAGAAGCUGCCGCGAAGCAUGCUACCGUUGGCUGUCUUGAAAGGUCCGUGAGAGUACGGAAGAGGCUGUCGCGUCCGGCUGAUAGUAGGCGAUUCACUCGCGAGCACGUGUGUGCGGCUUGUAUAUAUGUGUGGUCGAAUCUCUAUGGUGCGCGCAUUAGAAGGAGCGGGAUUGUUUACGGAUCGGCUGGAAGACGGACCGAGAUCGCGUGUGGGCGUUUACGCGGAGGUACGACGACCCGAAGGACAAAGCGGUGCGGAGGGAAAACUCAUGACGACCGCACGUACGCACGCAUGAAGGUCCCAUGGCUACCGGCUUAGUCAAGUGGUGGCGAGCAAGGUUUCUCGCCGGCUACAGGCCCUUUUCCGUUGUAGGAACUAAUACGGAAGGCAGCGAUUCGGAGGAGUUGUUGACGGGUAUCCCGACUACUUGCAACGUCUCAUCACCGCCGCCGACGGAGUCACAACCGAUUUUAAUAUCUCCGGAGCCGCCGCAACAGAUCGCGGUUGAUAGUCCGACCAUACCUGCAGGACCUACCGGUAAUGACGAACAGCCUACUUGCGGUACAACGAAACAGCUUAGUUUCGAGGAAUUCGAGUGCGACGUGUCGGUGGCGGAAGGCGACAGGAGGCGGCAGGAGUUUUCCUUCACUCUGUACGACUUUGAUGGCCACGGAAAAAUUACGAAGGACGACAUAGCCGGUCUGGUGACCACCAUUUACGACACGCUAGGUGCUUCUAUACAAGUGCCGCCGUGCGGCAGCAAGACAAUUAAGGUCAAACUGACGGUGUCGCCGGAUCAGCGAGCCAGCAGUAACAGCAACCAGGCACCGCCGCCUCGCAGCAACACUUGCCUAAAUGCCACGCAAACGCCGACCACGACCACACUGCCUGGUGGCAAUUCGUCGUCCUGUUGCCAUUUGAAGCAUGCCGUCCCGUGUGACCAUACGAACAGCAGGGUUCCUAGAAGGAGAAGAGCCCCGCGGUAUCGUUGUCAGACCGAGCGAAAGGAAGUCGAGACUCACAGCGAGGACGACGAUGAGAACGUCCGCGCGAAUCGAAUGCAGCAGGAGGAACUGCGCAGACGUGUCGGUCCGGUGCCUCAUUUACCGUCCCCCUAUUCGAACAGCUCUGAGGGUGAUGUGAGCGACGAUAGCGACACUUCUCCCGCGUUCUCGCCGUUAACACCGCUUCUUACAACGAAUCAGCGAAAGCGCAGCGGUGCACUGCAAAGGCAACAAUUGUUGGAGAUUAUUCAGGCCAACAUGGAAAAGAAUAAUCUCAGUUUUCACACGUCACGGAAACGGCAUCAAAACGAACAAUCACGCGUUCCGUCUCACAACCCUCAGCAGGAAAGCGUAAAUCACAACAAUCAAGACUGUCCUGCGGAACCUCGCCAAAUGCCCAUGAACCAUCACAAACCAAUGCAGGAAAGCAGCCAUCAUUCCGCAUCGUUUUCCAAGACACCAGCUAAACCUCGGACGAAUCUGAGAAAGGCGCGGUGCAACACCUCGCGGAAUAACGCGGCGACGCACGCCUCCCAGGCCUACGGAUACUCGCAGGUGCUAAAUCGCAAUGUCAUCGUACCAACGACGACGGUCUACAACGACAUACCAUUGCAGCACAUCACCAGCAGCAACAACACCCACCGGAACAUCGUGAACCUCUUGCCGAAUAACAACCAGCAGGCGGCCAAUCACCACCAGACUAAUCUGAUCAACAAUCACAACAACGCGCAGCGCAACAACGCGCAGUUCAUUCAGCCGCAGCAACAACAAUGCUGCAGAGCCAAGAAGCAUCAGCUGAAGCACGCCACCCGGGAGCAGGACCAGGCUCGGGCGAUGGCGCAGGUCGUGCGUUGGCUGGAACGCGAGUUCUCGCAAAACGCAGCGGCGGUCACGUCCGGUCGGAGGCACGUCCACGAGCAUAUACACCAUCAUUAUCAUCAUUAUCACGCCGAGGCUUUGGUCUAAUGUCUUACUGAGAAGGUUAGAAAGAUAUUUCAACUUCACGCUGAAAUGUGUCGUGUUCAAAGAUAAUUAAACUUUAGAGAUUGAGCUAAAUUUCGAAUGAGAAUUGCGUGUCGCGAGAAGACGCGGCAUGUUUCAAAUUUGAUCUUCCAUAUUUAUUAUCAUAAGGAACUCUGGACUGAGUUAUCCAUUGAAUCUCCAGUUUGUCAUGAGGCAAACCUAUUUAUGCAUAUUUGUCCAAUACAUCGAUGGAUAUCUAGUACGAAUAUUAAUCAUAGUGGAUGAUGAUUACAUUAUUACAUAAGGGAGAGUUGCCAAAACCGUACUACUGAACAAGGUAGACUUGAAAUGUUACACAGGAAACGCAAUGCAAAAUUAAACAUUUGGUUGCUUUUUUAUCUUAUAUAUAUUUAUUACUAGACCGCGCUUACAUACCAUAAUAAUUCAUCCAUUGAUAAAAAAAAUCUUGAAAUAUCUACGUUUGUAUUGAGAUUUCCAUCUCAGUGUUCCAUCUUUUCCAAACGUAUAACUUACCGUCGCGUGACAAGCACGAACGACGAAGCGAGCGAACGAGCGAUCGAGCGCGGUUAUCAUUGAUAAAAUUGAAUAACAGUUCGAUCAAGAGAUUAAUAUAAUUGUGGUUUAUGAUAAUUAAGGGAGAGGAACGGAAAAUGAAGAAGGAUAUAAAGGAAACAGAGGGA